Alternaria burnsii is the source of this 1296-nucleotide messenger RNA. RefSeq lists its product as uncharacterized. The transcript has a single exon. The record is from RefSeq and is a predicted model, not a curated record. Lineage: Eukaryota; Fungi; Ascomycota; Dothideomycetes; Pleosporales; Pleosporaceae. The coding region runs from base 1 to 1296 and encodes 431 amino acids. Gene Ontology annotation, molecular function: protein binding.
AUGGAUACUUCGUCCGCUCUAUCCCGUAUCGAUACCUUGAUAUCAGAUAUGCCAAUGGAUGAGGACAGUAAGAGCGCAGUACCAUGCGACAGACUGAGCACCUUGCCAGAUGAGCUGCUACUCCGCAUCUUCGAGGCGGUCGGCUGCAUAUCCAGGCGCGACCUUUGCAACGUAUCGCGCGUCAACAAGAGAUGUCACCGCCUCAGUGACGCCGUUCUGUAUAAAAGCAUUCUGUUCGAGACUCCUGAAUUCCACCUCACGUUCAGCGAGUCGUUAAGCCGUCGACCGCGUCGUGGGUCAGCCAUCUAUGAAGUCAAACUCGCGUAUCCUUCUUCAGAGCUAUCACAACUGGCGCUUGACGCGCCUGUCCAUGGGUCAUAUCUCGAUCCCAAGACCUCAGACACCCUCUCGCGGACGUUGUCGAUCAUGUCAAAUUUGGAGAAGCUCGAGAUAUCGGUUCCCGAUGUGCUCUUACACGGUAUCGGUACCUUGUUCAACGGACCUUUCGACCUUACCUGCUUGAAGACCUGCUCACUAUUCUAUCAGUGCGCUAACGAUGCUUACUGGGACCUGCGCGAAAACAUACAUAUCUUUGCUCACCCCACGCUGGAAACCUUGACAAUUCGCAGAGCCAAGUUAGACGAGAAGGGUUUCGAUCACAUCGAGCGGCCGCACAUGACGGCACUGAAGCAGCUGCACCUGAUUGAAUGCGACAUCAACGACGAUUCUCUUGGAGAUUUACUUGAGCUACCUGAGGCGCUCGAAGAAUUUGUCAUGACGCAAGCGGAGGUGCCAGAGCCAGACCUGGAGGAAAGCUCCGAUAACGUUGGAGACUACAUAUUGGCUGCGCAAUCACAAGCCGAAUUCUUAAAGAGCAUCACUAUCGAUCACCCCACGCUUACCGGGCGAAAGGUCCUACGUAUGAGAGAAUUUGCGGCGCUCAAGACAUUACGUCUGAAUUGGGAUUACCAGCUAUUUGGAAAGUCGUCUAAGAAGCCGCGUCUUCACUCUGUUGGUCUUCCGCCGGUGAUGGAAACGCUUGAGUUUUUCAACGAGCUGGGAAGCGAUACUGAAGUCACAGACCUUCUACUGGCCACCAUUGAGCAGAAAGACAUUGUUGCAAGGAAUUGGAAAACUAUGGUGGUGGUUGAAGGCGAAGAGGGAGUAUCAAAGGAAAUCAAAGAUGCUUGCAAGACGGCGGGGCUGAAGUUAGACAUUAUUGGGGCUAUGGACGAUGAAUCUGAAUUGGACGAAGACGCAGACAUGGAGGAAGACUCGGAAUCAGAAAGCGAAUAG